This is a messenger RNA of Petromyzon marinus (sea lamprey), 4479 nucleotides long. NCBI's taxonomy places the organism in Eukaryota, Metazoa, Chordata, Hyperoartia, Petromyzontiformes, Petromyzontidae. The record is from RefSeq and is a predicted model, not a curated record.
GGCAGCAGCGAGACAUCUUCUCUCUCUGAUCCCCAGCAACAAGAACUCCCACUCCGCUCUCACGUGUCUCCUUAUAUCCCCCUCCCAAUUGUCCCGGUUCUCCCUUGUGUCUCUUUAGGGCUGACAGCUAGUGCCUGUCAGGCCACCAAUCACCCCUUAUCGCACGUCUCCCUGGCAAUACCUCCGGUGUCAACAUUCAACCCCGGGCUGACCCCGUCUGCACCCGAUUCUCCCCCUAAUGAGGUGGAGGUAUGCUCGUGCAACCUCACGUUGCACACGCGCACCUGUCUGCCCUCGAUUGCCCUCGGCCAAGAGUGCGCACCGCAUAUUUUACCACACUACACAUAUAUAGAUAAACCACAGAACUAAGCCACGAGAAGGAGUCUCAGUGGAGUCCCAGCAGCGGAAAUCAGCACAGUACAAAUUGAGCAGUUGGCAUGCAAGGUUGAGCAGCAAGCAGAUAGCACCAAAAGAAAUACCGUAAAAAUAGUAAUCAUUUACAUUUGUACGGCGCAUUUCAUCCGUAGAUUCCAUUGUGCCAUGCAUGGCAAGCAGGAAACAGACAGAACCAGGAUAGACAGCUAGCACUAGUUGGGGGUAAAGGCCAGUUUAGGGUUGAGUGCACGCUGUGGGUUAAAACAGCAGUCAAGCUGUAGAGUUGAGUUGGCACGUAUGUAUGUAUGUACGUAGGUAACAUUCGCUGGAGGAGGCAGCUGCAGGUAGAAAGCAGUAAAUAACAAACUCUGACCAAAACCCCAGUGGAACACGGCACACUACAGAGAUUAAAUGAAGGCAGGCAGGUCCCAUCAGGGUCCUAGAAAUGGAGGAUCAACAGAGAUGAACUGCAGUAACCAGAGUUGCAUUGGAGAUGUACGGCAAAAGCACAGCAGAGCCGUUCCAAAGGCAGGCAGCCCUCACUAGGGCCAGGCUGGGAUGUAAGCACACUCCAGAAUUGAGCUGCAGAAAUUCAGCUCCCAGGCAGACAGGCUUAACAUCAAGCCCCACACCAGAGUCCCAGCAGGGAUGAACAAAAUACUAAAAUAAUACCAAAACGUAUGUGGGCAUUUCAUGAAUGUAAUGCCCUCAUAUCUUUUGAUAUGUGGAGGUCAAGUCAACUCGUUUAGACCUCAGAUUUUAACUUAACUGACCGUGCUAUGCUCCAAAAGAUUUUUCAAGAAUUUGUGUAUGCAUGUUGAACUUCUUUCACACCAUACAUAGACAACCGUAUUAAUUGUAAGUGCGGGGAAGGACAAACAAAUUAAACACAAAAGCAGUUCUAAAGAAAAUAGUUUUCAAUCUAGAUUUAAAAGUGCAUAGCUGAAGUAGCCUCCUAAUACAAGCAUCUCAAAAAACAUGUAUGAUUCUACUUUAGGUAAUGAUAUGACUCCUGAAGCCUACUUUAGUCUGUUUUGCUAUGGAAAUCACAGGCGUCUGUUAUGUUUCUCAAUUUAUCUAAUUCCACUCGGGAAAAUCAUCCCAGCUUCAACUGUGGCCACCAUUUAAAUGAUGCCACCAUGUAAACACCAACUCACGUCUAAUCUCUUUUGUUGCCUCGAUUUUCUGUUUACUCUUAACUGGCUUCAACCUUCUUAGUUUUUUUCGAUUUCAACCUACUCCAACAAAAGGUAUGAUGUCUGAUUUGUUUAAAACAUGGGAGUGGAUUCCUUGGUCACAUGAAAAAUAAUGAAAAUUAGCAAUCGAAUGACAUUACCAGGAAUCUCAUUCUUACAUGUAAGCAAAACCACUUGUCUCAUUAUCAAGGACUUACUUCCUGUUUUUUUGGCAUGUCAUGCUCUUCCUUUGCAUAUUUAUUAACCAUUCGUCCUCUGCCUGAUGACUGGUGGCUUAUUUACAUUUUCAACUCCCUCUUUAAUCCCCUGCUCAUGGUCCUGUGCAUUGCUGACGAAUUUCUCCUGCUUUAAUUCAGCCUUUAGGUGUGUACAUUUAUAUUAUACUUUAACCCUGAUCCGAUGGCAUUGAACUUUGUGUUUUCCUAUUCUAAGUCUCAAGACUCCUGUUCAGGAGAGUCCUACCAAGUAUUGAAAUCAGCAGAAAUGUUUCAAAAAUGUAUUUAUUUAUUCUGGAGAACUACACUGCAAGAUUAUUUUUCAGAAGGGUCCUGCAUUGGGUUUUAUUUGAAGGUGUUUUCAGCCAACUCAUGAGUGUUUGUACGUGUAGGAAAAAACAGAUUACCCGGAGAAAACCCAUGCACGUGAGAGGGCACCACGUGCUUUAUGUACUGCCUUCUCCUGGCGACUGGGGAAGGGAGUUGCACAAAAUAUAUGCGAUCUAUCAACACUCGCCUCAGUGCUGGAUAACAGGCAUGCGGCACCACUGAUAUAUGCAAUCAUAAUUGAGAUAUUUGGCAAAUACCAGUUACAUUGUAUGAUUUUUUUAAAUAUGGGACGACACCUGAGCACCUAGAAGAAUCUCAUGCAGAACAAGGUGAGAACAUAAAAACUUGAGACAGAAAAUAACCCGAGGCAGGAAGGAACCCAAGUCCUUCAUGAGAGGCACCAUUAGCGCCACUUCGCUCCCUUGCCUGCCCUCCAAGAUGGUCGAAAGCUUUUAAUUUUGGUGUUUAUGCAAGAUAAUAUAAUUUUAUAUACUAUUAUUUAUGAUAGCCAUCUUCCCUAUUGCACAAUAAGAUUAAAUUGCCUAUAAACACUCUACAAAUACAAUGUGUAUUGUAUGAGCCAGGAAAUAUAACAAUGAAAUAUGGGUAUAAAUAUAGGUCACGUAUUCUGUAUGAUGAUGAAUUGAUUAUGAAAAUUUGGAUACGAUAGAUUUGAAAAGUGAAUUCCAUGUUUGAUAAUGCAAUUUGUGGAGUUUAAUUGUAAGAAUAAACGGACAUUUACUUCAGUAAAAUGCAUUUGUUUUUACGUAAAAAGCUCGCUGAUACUAUCAAACUUUCAGUUCCAUUCAUGUUCUUGAGAUAUUUACAUAUGCAGUGAUUUUUGUAUUGGCAUGUUUGUUUUUUCUAGACAUAAUGACCGCAUCAAACAUCUCCAUAGCCGUCAACAAGUCUGCAGACGAUGACGCUAUCAGAAUUGAAGAUGUGGUUGACACGCUUAGUGACAUGUUGAUUCUCAUAACUAUUGUACCGUCCAUGCUGUUUAUUGCGUGCAUGAUAUAUGCAAUUUGCUCUGAAAUUACGUUGAGAGCAAAUGUAAAGCACAUAUACUUGUGUUACUUGGUGAUUUGUGAUAACAUUUUUUUACUCUCUAUUACCAUUGCGUCAAUAUUUUAUUUAUCUAGAACCUAUUUUAAUGUUGGGGGUUGCCGCAUAUAUAUGAAUCUGUACAGAGGAUUGUUCAACAAUGGGAUUUGUUGUAUCACAAUGAUGGCUGUGGAGCGCUAUGUUGCCGUAUGUCACCCACUGCGUUAUCAUGCUAUUCUAACUCAAAGGUUCGCGUUUCGAUCUCUGGGUGUAAUUUGGUUUUUUUCAUUCCUUCUUCCAUUAGCAGAAAUCUGUUAUCUCAUUUCAAGUGACCGCGUGGCAUUCGAACAUACGAUGUACAUGUGCGACAGUAUGCAUAUACAGGACAAUUCACAAAUGUGGGAAAUUUUAGAAACUGUGAGGACCUCGGUGCUUGUGAUAUUAUUUGUAAGCAGUGUUAUUACACUCAUAACUACGUAUGUGUUUAUUGUUAAAGUGGCUAAACGAGCGUGUACAAGUCAGGUUGAGUCAUCAAAGGCUAAAAAUACUGUAUUGUUGCAUAUGGUUCAAUUAAUAUUGUACAUGGGUGCUUUUGCAAUUCAGUUAUGUUACUUGUUAAUAGAAAUGUUUGUGAGCAAAUAUGAACUAAAGUCUGCGUUAAAAGCAUUCGUCUACCUUUUGCUAUUUGUCUGGCCAAGAUUCUUCAGCCCCUUCCUCUAUGGAAUCAGAGAUGAGGAAAUACGUCGACCUUUAAAACGGAUGUUGGGUCAACUUCAUGCCUUAGCUAAGGUUAGGCCAAAAUAAAAGAAUGUACAUAGACAUGUAUGAAUAGCAAGAAUGUUUGCAGGUCAUGCAUUAUCGGUUAUAGAACAUGUUUAAAGAGCGACAUUUUAAUACGGAAUCAUUUUUAUUAGGCUAGAAAAUAUUUUAACUGUAAAAGAGCUAUGUGCUUGUUUUAUGAAGUGUUUAGUUAGCAUCUUGUUCCAUUAAUUGUUACUAUCCCGAACACAAGUUGAUAAUCAUUACAUCAUUACACAUAUAUAGACAGGCUACAAUACGGGAUUCAUCGUUAUUUUAUUGACGGUGUUUGAAAAACUGAUGUGGUAAAAUUAAUGGACCAAGAGUUGGAAUGAUUUGACUUCAGAAAAUGUUACUUUCACUCAAUUUCAUUAAAUAAAUGGGAGCAAAGAUGUCCCUGCCUUUUCUAUUGAUAUUUUGUCGCACACGAUUAUCUUGUAUUAAAAUAAUAUAAAUGCAUAGCCUAUAUAUUUUACUUAACUGUACUGUACCUUUUCGAUUUAAAGCUUUCGUGACUGCAG